UUAUCUUUACAACGGGAACUUUUGUCGGAAACACGUAAAAGUAGUUUCUAGAAGGUUUUGUUUUAGGGAUCUGAUUUAUCCGAUUUUUUUGUUAUUUUUUGUUAUUUUUUCUUAAUUUUUAUAAAAAUCAUUAUAAUUCAUAAACGUUCCGUAUCCGAAGGAAAAAUUGAAAAUAAAAAAUUAAAAAAAAAAAAAAAAAAAAAGUUAAAAAAUAGUGAUAAAUGAAACAUUGUACAUAUUGUGGUCUAUUUAGAAUUGUAGGCUAGUCUUGUCAUUGUAUAAUCAUGAUUCCAGCUAGUUUUUACAUUCUGCCUUGGUUUACUAGUACGGAUCCUUCGCUGGCACAAUAAAUGACAACCUCUCUUAUUGAAACAGAACGCUCGCUUGUAACAAAGGUAGCAAAAGGUCUUUUGAAAUGUUUGGAUACAAGAGAUGCACACGAAUUUACUCGGUGCCAUAUACAAAAUUCCGUUAACAUUCAUUACUCAAAAUUGCAACACCUAUGGUUUCAACUUCCUGCUAAACAGGUUCCCCUAGUGGUUGUAGAGGACGGAAUACAUGGCAUUGAUGAAAACGAACAAGGUACUUGUGGAAGUCAGUUAAAGGAUCGAGGAUGGCUUGUUGAAAAAAGCAUCAUCGCAAAUGAAUCUUUGUGGAAUUGGUGCAGAGAAAAUGGAUUCCUUGAAGAAGGAACAAGCAAGCAAGUACUGUUUUCUCCCAGCCCUCAUCUUGCAGCCGUCAUAGAUAAAAUUGAAACUGCUUUCGCACCUAAAAAGACAGCACGAGUCCUUGACAUUGGAUGCGGUUCCGGAAGAGACCUUGCCUGGCUUUGUUUUAGAUCAAAGUUUCAAUGGAUGGUCUCGGCUUUGGAUGCUGAAAAACGUGCCAUCAAUCGGUUUACAGACUUUUUUGAGCAAUUAAAUCUUGAAAGCCGAGUUGAAGAUGCUUGUGUGGCUAAAGUGGACCAAAACGGUCUUUGGACGCUAUAUACGCGCGAAGGAAAAAGGGUUACGGAUCAAGAAGGUCUCACAACUGCCUCUUUCCUUUCCUCCAAUUUUCGGUUUAACGAGUCAGAGAAAUUUGAUCUCAUUCUUCAAAUACGAUUUUUAAAUAGAGCCCUUUUAAAAGACACUGCCGAAAUGCUAAACAAAAACGGGUUUUUGUUUCUGUGCACCUUUACCGAUGAUGGAAAAACUGUCUAUGAGUAUCCCAAAACACAAGACCAUCGUCUGCAGAAAGGGGAAAUAAAAAAACUGGUCGCCAAAUUGGAUGGUCUGGAACUCGUGUGCGACGACAUAGGUUACAUUGAAGACGGCCGUCCUGUUGAAGUUGUUCUCAUCCAGAAAACUAAUUAGAUUAUUAUACUAAAAAUGUCAUUGUCUAAACUACCACAAAUCCAACUCGAUUUCUUCAGUGUUUUUCGUAGAGUCUUCCGUUUCCGGUGCCGACUCUAAUCCUAAGAGACGUCUGAAUUCCGUCGUUUGAGGAUUGACAAAUGUGUUCGCUAAACAAGUGUGAUUCGUUAGUCAACAGUGUAUCAGAUGAAGAUAAUCGAUCAAUCAUACGGAGUUGUUUGUCGGUAACAUCCCGACUAUGAGGAGGUGCCGUCUGGACGAAAUUUUGAGGAAUACCCAAUUUAGAAGCUUUGACGAUAUGUUCGUCCACCCAGUUACUCUCCGCUGCAAUUUGUCUAAACGUGUUAAAUUUUAUAUGUGCCAAUAGCCACACGGGAAGUCAUACCUCUGGAUUUCCUCCAUGUCUGGAAGCUUAACACGUUCCACAGUUUGUGACUGAUACUUGUCCAAUACACGAGUGAUAGCCAACCAUUCUGGAUCGUAUUGCAUCAAUGGGCCGGUAACUGAUUCAUUUUCAGGAACAUCAAUUUCGAACACCUCAAAGUGUUUGCGUCUCGGAAGACACUUGUCCAACGCAAAGAAUUCGGUUUUCUUUCUAAGAUCCGAAUUUUCUCCUGAGAGUUCAUCGUCAUGUUUUUCCAGCGUUUCAUGUUGAACAGUAGCUGAAAAGUACGUGUGAAGGUGCGCAGCAAACCAGUAUCGUGGUUUCAGAUGACGAAGCAAUUCUUCGUUUGCAGGAGAACCCAAGUCAUUGCGUUCCACUUCCUUUCGAAAAAAUGGUUUGCGUCUUAACAAAGCCUCAACAUUUCCAUGUUGCUCAAUACCACGGGGCCAGUCAUGUGAAAUGGCAAUAUCAAUUGGCUUCUGAAGACACUUCAAUUUAAACACGUCAAAUUCUCGAACAUGAUAUAUGCUUUUUACCGUCUUGUAGUUAUACGGCAACUUUUCAUAACGCCCUGUUCUUCAAGUUAACCAAAAAAAUCAAACAGUUGUCGAAUAAACAAACCUUUAUAGUAAUCAUUCACCUUGUAUAUACCGCUUAAACCAGCAAUCCGCAGACCACCGACAUUAAUAACUGAAGACCGGCCCAUGUAGUAAAUUUUCUGUGCAACCCAGCCUCCAUAAGGACUAUUCAGUUCGUUAGUUUACUAGACAUAAUGCUACCCAUUGCGUUGGAAAUUACAGUUCAUCCAGAUAAUUGCUAGCUUCAUGAUUUCCGCCCACGAAUAUGGUAAGAAUUGGGGCCUGUCUUUUUCCAGCGUAGUAAGAGGGGAAAUCCCCAAGCUGUUUGUACUUGUCUGGCAUUGAUAUAGCAUGGUAAUCUGCCAAAUUUCGAAGUGCCUGAAAAUCACCUCCUAUAAUCAACAAGUCGACUUUUUUCUCCCUCGCCAUUUGGUACAACCGAUCAAGCGCUCCAUGACAACAGCCUUGCACUCCAACACGCAUCUUGACAAACAAAUCGCCCGUCGCGUGUGUUUUUCUGCGGAAGAGGUUCAACGCAGAAAAAAGAUAAGCUUCAAGGAGAAGAAGUCAGAACACACAACACGAAGGUUCCAGUGGAAUUCCAGAGAUGAUGAGAGGAUAUGAAUAUUAAGCAUUCUAUUACUAAAAUAAAUAAUGUUAAGAGACAGGGAGGUUAAUAGCAGGUCAGCAUUUUUG
Schizosaccharomyces japonicus yFS275 is the source of this 3014-nucleotide messenger RNA. RefSeq lists its product as hypothetical. Lineage: Eukaryota; Fungi; Ascomycota; Schizosaccharomycetes; Schizosaccharomycetales; Schizosaccharomycetaceae. The coding region runs from base 351 to 1355 and encodes 334 amino acids. The record is from RefSeq and is a predicted model, not a curated record. The transcript has a single exon.